UUUCACUUCAUCCUUCCCACUUCUCCCUCCCCAACCCCCGUUGGGCUUUGUCAACAGCCUGCGGUCUAACAGCCGCAAGAGCGUCCUUCUCCACGAUGGCGCCUCGAGUCAAUAUCCCUCCAGCGACCCGCAUCUGUCUUAUCAGUCUUCUGACCCUCUCCUUGCUGUACAACAUCGCCCGAUGGCGCCAACUUGACACCACCCCCGGAACGCCGAGCACAACUCCCAUCAUACCCUAUCUGACACUCGUUCCCUCCCAAUUUAUCUUCAAUCCGUGGACUCUCCUUACAGCUACCUUCGUGGAGCAAAACAUUUUCACCGUGCUCCUGAACGCGGGCACUCUUUUCUAUGGCGGGAAAUACCUGGAGCGCGCAUGGGGUUCCCGGGAAUUCGCCAAAUUCAUUGUUGCCAUCGCGGUGAUCCCGAACGUGGCGAUUAUUCCGCUCUAUAUUCUAGGGGGUGCCGUCAAAAGCAGCCCCAGCGGCGGCGUAACCCAGAUAUGCGGCGGUAUCUGUAUUCAGGCCUCCUUCCUUGUCGCCUUCAAACAACUCGUCCCUGAGCAUACGGUAACCAUCUUCAAGGGCUUGGUCAAAAUGCGAGUCAAGCAUUUCCCUGCUCUUUUCCUGUUAUUGAACACAAUCAGCGGGGUGGUUUUGGGCACGCAUGUCGCGGCGAUGCUCUCUUGGCUCGGCCUGUUGACUAGUUGGACAUACCUUCGCUUCUUCAAGCACCAGCCGGACCUCACUGGCACGUCGACAGACGGACUAGGCAUCAAGGGCGAUGCAAGCGAGACAUUUGCAUUUGCUUGCCUCUUUCCGGACAUGCUUCAACCGCCAAUCGCGUUUCUUUCGGAUCAAGUAUACGCUCUGCUGGUCGCCCUCAGGAUCUGUACACCUUUCUCCGAAGAAGCCAUUGCCUCGGGCAACCAACAAGUUCUGGCAAGGGGCGAGGCAGGUCUUCCUAGCCUUCUUUCCAGUCAUCGUAACGGAAGAGCCAUGGCGAAACGGGAGGAGGCUGAGCGCAGACGAGCCCUGGCCCUCAAGGCCUUAGACCAGAGACUGCAAGCAGCUGCUGCGGGAAGAGUACAGCCUCCCUCGUCUACAUUGAAUCAGCAAGGAUCCACUCACGCCCAGACUCCGACACCCACGGUAUCAGCAGGACAGAGUAUGUUGGGAGAAACCAACUACACGCCAGACCAUGCGUGAACCUGGAGCAAAUUUGCGAUGCAUGGUUUCACGGAGUUUGAUUGGUUGUUUGGGAUAAUAUGAAAUGGAACAAUGCAACGUAAAGUGUUUCUGCCGCUAAGCCUUGUUAUCAUAUACCGGACCCUGGAAUUGUCUUUUCGCAAGACUCGAGUCUUUCAAUCCAUUGCAGGUCAUGGCCACGGGACAUAAUUCCGUGGUUCUUACUGUACAAAAUGUCUUGACUCUUCCCCUUGAACAAUAAUGAACGAACAUGAACAACUUAUAUCUUCUACACGGACAUCCAGAAAGUUAAAUACUAUAGAAUAACGUUU
Messenger RNA from Aspergillus sclerotioniger CBS 115572, 1516 nucleotides. RefSeq names its product rhomboid family protein. Gene Ontology annotation, cellular component: membrane; Golgi apparatus. The coding region runs from base 96 to 1205 and encodes 369 amino acids. The transcript has 2 exons. Gene Ontology annotation, biological process: retrograde vesicle-mediated transport, Golgi to endoplasmic reticulum. The record is from RefSeq and is a predicted model, not a curated record. NCBI's taxonomy places the organism in Eukaryota, Fungi, Ascomycota, Eurotiomycetes, Eurotiales, Aspergillaceae.